Molecule: messenger RNA, 1098 nt
Organism: Nerophis ophidion (straightnose pipefish)
Lineage: Eukaryota; Metazoa; Chordata; Actinopteri; Syngnathiformes; Syngnathidae
Gene: rdh14b
Product: retinol dehydrogenase 14b
Exons: 2
Coding region: 82-1056 (324 amino acids)
Source: RefSeq, a predicted model, not a curated record
GUACAACAACAGAUGACGUCAUCGCACACAUACCUCCAUAGGCCAUAAGACGUCCAUGUAACACUUCCAGGUAACACUGCCAUGGCCACCGCCGUACUCGUCGCUGCUGUGGUCGGUGGUGGCGUCCUUCUUCUCAUGCGCCGCCUGUUCCCCCGUCAGCACGCCAUGAAGCUGCUCCAGUACCCGGCGGACACGAUGCGCGGGAAAACGGUCAUCGUGACCGGAGCUAACAGCGGCAUCGGGAAGGCCCUCGCCGGGGAGCUACUGAAGCUCCAGGCUCGGGUCAUCAUGGCCUGUCGGGAUCGGGAGAGGGCGGCGGAGGCAGCCCGGGACAUCCAGGAGCAGUCCGGGUCGAUAUGCGGGGAGGUGGUCGUCAAAGAGCUGGACCUCGCAUCGCUCAAAUCAGUCCGGAAGUUUUGCCAGGAAAUCCAAGAAGAAGAAGCAACUGUCGACGUCCUGGUCAACAACGCGGGCAUCUACCAGUGUCCCUAUGCCAAGACCGAGGAGGGCUUCGAGAUGCAGCUGGGUGUCAACCACCUGGGCCACUUCCUGCUCACUCACCUGCUGCUGGACCUCCUGAAGAGGUCGGCCCCCAGCCGCAUCGUCGUGGUCUCAUCCAAACUGUACAAGCACGGCCGCAUCAACUUCGAGGACCUGAACAGCGAGCGUGAUUACGACAAGGCCUUCUGCUACAGCCAGAGCAAGUUGGCCAACCUGCUAUUCACCCUGGAGCUGGCGCAGCAGCUGGAGGGCACGGGGGUGACGGUCAACGCGCUCACCCCCGGCAUCGUGAGGACCCGGCUGGGCAGGCACGUGCACAUCCCGCUCCUGGCAGGGCCGCUCUUUUCCCUGGCGUCCAUGCUCUUCUUCAAGAGUCCGCUGGAGGGGGCCCAGACCCCGCUUUAUCUGGCAUGCUCCUCGGAGGUGCAGGGGGUGUCGGGGAAGUGCUUCGCCAACUGCGAGGAGGAGGAGCUGCUGGCUAAAGCUACAGACGCACAGGCGGCUAAAAAACUGUGGGAUAUAAGCAGGAAGAUGGUUGGACUGGAUGACCAAUGAUAAUGUUAAUAUAUAAAUCUAUUAAACGUGCUCUUAACUUCA